This is a messenger RNA of Diachasmimorpha longicaudata, 1217 nucleotides long. RefSeq names its product histone H2B-like. Gene Ontology annotation, molecular function: protein heterodimerization activity; structural constituent of chromatin; DNA binding. The transcript has a single exon. Bases 220 to 591 code for a protein of 123 amino acids. The record is from RefSeq and is a predicted model, not a curated record. NCBI's taxonomy places the organism in Eukaryota, Metazoa, Arthropoda, Insecta, Hymenoptera, Braconidae. Gene Ontology annotation, cellular component: nucleosome.
CAUAGCCUUACCUUGCGUCUGACUGUAAAUUGAAGUUGAGCCCCCUGUUGAAAACGUACAGACUGCCGAACCAAUGACAGAGCGCCAUUGCGCAUUACGACCCAGCCCUCUCCUGAUUGGUUCGGCGCUGUGAACACGAGGUGUAUUAAAACACACAGCGUGACCACUGCUCCUCAUUCUCUCUGAUAUUCUGCCAGUGGAGACUACUACGCAACGACGAUGCCACCCAAAGCUAGCGGUAAAGCAGUGAAGAAGGCUGGAAAGGCCCAGAAAAAUAUUGCCAAGGGCGAUAAGAAGAAGAAGCGUAAGAGGAAGGAGAGCUACGCUAUCUACAUCUACAAAGUCUUGAAACAAGUUCAUCCCGAUACUGGAGUUUCAAGCAAAGCCAUGAGCAUCAUGAACUCUUUUGUCAACGACAUCUUCGAAAGAAUUGCUGCUGAAGCUUCCCGAUUGGCUCAUUACAAUAAACGCUCCACCAUCACAUCUCGGGAGAUUCAGACCGCUGUUCGUCUCCUGCUCCCCGGAGAGCUGGCUAAACACGCUGUUUCUGAAGGCACCAAGGCAGUUACCAAAUACACCAGCUCUAAAUAAAUUACGAUUAUUAAUCGUAAGAACUUAAUCGGCCCUUUUCAGGGCCAUCAAUUUUCUCAAACGUAGUUCUCACAUUCGUGACAUUUUUAUAAGUUACGUUUUACAUAACAUUACUAAUUGAAAAAAUAUUCUAUGUUUCAAUUACAUUCUUUAAUAAAUAUUCAUUCUUUAGAUUAAAUUUUAUUGGACGGAAAAAAUUGUAAAUUUAAAAAAACCAUUGAUUUAAAACAUUUUUUUUUUUUUCGUUUUUUGUUUGAUAUCUUGUUUGUUUUACCUGCUGAUUUCAAGUACUUUCACAUAAAAUGAAAACGUUGUAACUGAAUAUAAUGGUUUUUAAUUUUUGACUUAUACAUUAUUCUGAUUUACUUAAGUAGCCCUAUUAAUAGGAGCAAAUUAGAGUAUCAAAAUGAUUUGCCGUGAAAAAUUCCAAGAAUUUUUUCGUCACUAGAGCAGUUAAUUUCAUGAAUGUUAUAAAUGCGUGUUUAUUAGUUGUUUCGUAAUGAUUCAGUAGUUUGUUAUUUACGCUACUGCAACAUGAAAAUGCAUUCUCAUAACCGAAGGUGAAAAAGAAAAAUAAUGAAGUGAUAAUUUCAUUGAAAAAUUAGCAAAUAGAAUUAUCUUCGUUG